This is a messenger RNA of Liolophura sinensis, 5510 nucleotides long. RefSeq lists its product as uncharacterized. Lineage: Eukaryota; Metazoa; Mollusca; Polyplacophora; Chitonida; Chitonidae. The transcript is spliced from 5 exons. The coding region runs from base 127 to 1272 and encodes 381 amino acids. The record is from RefSeq and is a predicted model, not a curated record.
CGGAAUUUUGAGUCCGGAUAGAACGUCUUCGGAUCGAAUUUCGAUACCUAUGGGGAAGAAAACCUGUCUUCAGAUUUUCUGCGGAAUAACAUCUCGAGUGCUUAAUUGACCUGACCAGUGAUCAUUAUGAUCCGAUACGUGUCCGAAGAACGUAGGGACUCCAUGAUAGAAGAUGUGGAACGUUUCGUGUUGAAGAGAAGGCUUUCAGACGGACAUCUUCUGCAUGACAUGGGUACUUUUCAUUUAGCCCUUGUCCUCUGUGCAGACCAUUGCGUGUAUGAUCAUCAGAUUUAUAGUCGGCACUUCCUGCCGUCAAAGUUUGAUGACCACGAUGGGUGGUUGACAUUCAUACCUGAACAGACUUCAGACAAAUAUUUACUCACAUACGUUCGGGAGAUUCCCAAAGACAUGGGCGACAUUGAAGAUGAGCUUUCCUACUUAAAUAUGUCCUCAGAUGAUCUGUCAGAGAACUUGUUCACCGCUGAGGAUGACUAUGGAAACUUUGUCUAUGUGCUUUUGACACACGAUCCAGUCCAAGGCCAUAUCAGGGAGGCCCAUAUAUCAAUGCACUCCUUUGAAUAUAUACUACUCAGACCAACGUUAAAAGCUGAGAUUCAGCUUGAUGCUCAUUUGGCAUCAUGUGUAUUUCAUGAAAUGAGCUGCUCGAGAGAGUUCAGGAGGCGAUUUCUACAUUUUAUUAGGAAUCUAAGGUGUUUCAAAAGGUGCUCUGAUGACGUGCCCCACAGUGAACAGAACCCUGAGAUCAGUGCUAACCUAGAUAUCCCAUGCCUGGUAGAGAUACAUUUGAUCUGGCCAAAACAGAAGCUAGAUUAUGCUUGGGAGUAUCGGAUACAGGGACAAGUGGUGAAAAGGACCCAGUUGGAGGAGAACAUGGCCUGGCUCAGCACCUUGGGGGGAGGAUAUGCUUCCCUGGGGGACUAUUUUAGACAUCAUGCUGUGAAGGCUGGCCAGAUCUCUCUUCAUCAACUGGCUAUAUCAUUAGAAUUAGGUGACCCAGUAUCAGCUGCAAAGUGCCGGCUUUUCUUUGCUCAAAGUCUUCUUCAAUGCGGGUACCUAAAGUCUUGUAAAAAGAUUAUCAGAGAGCAGUAUAAAUUUGCCAGAAAGGAAUUAGUGAGAGAUGAGAGACUGGAAGCUAUGUGUAUUGCACUUUGGAACCGUUUAAAAUUCAUCCACUCCUUAAAAAAGAACAACAGACUGCCUCCCAAGCAGCAUGUCUCAGCAUUUCUUCCCCUGAUAUCGAAGAACUCCUGAUGUUAUAGUGGAAGAACAAUAAUCUGAAGUUCUGUAAGGCUAAACUUUUCUGUUUGGAGGAUCUACACAGUGGAUAGAGGUUGUUAUUUGUCUUCCAUGGUAAUUUGAGACUCAUUUAAAACAUUUCAGUUUUUUUUUUUAACAUGUAUGGUUUGCUGAACUGUUGUUAGGAAAAUGUGUUGUUUUUUUUUUUAAGGUAACAUUUUUAAUGUUUCUAUCUCAACAUGAGAUCUCAUAGGUGAUAUUACCACCUGUGCCAUAGGUGAACAUUGUUAAUGUCAUUGCAUUUACAUGUACUAUAAAUGUAUCAGUUUAAUUGUACGAUUUGUUAAGCAACUUCAGGGAGACUUGGCUGGCCUGUUCUCGAAUAUGCCGUCUUUACUCUAAAAAUUUGCCAAAAAAGUGCAUUUGAACAGGCAUGUAAAGGUCAUAAAAUACAACUGUUGGUGCUGAACAUUCAUUGUAGUAUAUCAUCCUGCCCACCAAACAAAUCUCAAAAUAUCUUGCUAAGGUCACCAGAACUCUCAGAAUCAUGCAAAAGGAGUAACGUAGUCUUUGACAUAUUUUAGGUAAAAUAAAACACAUGUCAGCAUCAAUAUCUUGUUUCCCUGAGGUAAUUUUAUCACUUAACGUGUUAUUUUUCUAGAGAUAUUGCAGAAGCUCAUUCUGUCAACAGCAUAACAUUCGCAAAGAAAAAAGAUGUCCUACUUGUUUGAUAUGGCACAUAUAGGACAAUGGUAUGUUAAUAGUGACGUAUAAAGUAACGUUCGGCAAAUGUGCGAUAAAUAAAUGUACUCCGCUUUGUGAAAGUGGCCCCUCCAAACAGGAGGAGAGUUUCUAAACGUUCAGUUAUACAUGUAUAUGCAUGUUGCCGAUGUUUGUGUACUUCAUAAGAUUGCUUUAAUACUGACAUGUGACCUUUUUUUGUAGCAGGUAAAUGCUGUGGAAAGUACAGAUAUUUUUGUACAAAUUGUGUAAAUUUACCAUGAUAACUUAUGUUCACCUGGUAGUCAGUGGUUACGAUACAGAAGAUGCUCCAGGUCUGUUACUAAUACUGCUGAAUCUUUGUCUACUCACCUACGUGUAUGUGUUGCCGAAGUCUAAUGAGCUACUCUAGUAAAUUUGAGAGACUCCUCUGCAUUGCGGAGCAACACAAGCAGCUACCUACAGUAGAUCGUGAAUGACCCCAGUAACACGAGUCACUCUUGAAUAUCUUAAAAGUCCCAUGUGCGUGUGUUGCCGUUUAUCACGAACAACUCAGGUAAAGCUUGACAAACCCCUGUGUAUUGCUGAGUGACAUGAGGUACCACUAUUUUAAAAUUUUUAGUAGAUCUCGAAGGAACCUUGUGUGCUGCUGAUAUUGAAACACAGGUAACUGUCAUUGAAAGAUCUGCAUGUUGCCGCAUACAGGAGCAACUCAUGUUAAUCCGGAAAUACCUUUUUUGCUAAGUAACACAACUAAGAGUAAAGAUUGAAAGACCUCAGAAGUUGCCAAGUAACAUGAGCAGCUACAUAUAUGUACUGUAAAUCUUAAAAUACCUCUGUGUUGUCGAGUAACUUGAACAACUCUGGUACAGUAGAUAUUGAAAGGCCUUCAUGUUGAUCUGUUGAUCACAUAAGAUUUUGUUAGCAGUUAAUCCAAACCAGGUCUUGAUACUUUCUAUGCGAAUUUGGAGAUCAUGCUAGUGACCAUCUGUAAGAAUUCCACAGUCUCACCAGAGGCUGGAUACUGGCAGACUAUAGCCUUAUCGGCUUUUCUGCUCUGACCGUUACAUGUAGCUGUUCUAAAAAUGUGAAGUCUAGGUGAUCUCUCAAUCAGGCAGAAGGGUAGAUUAAUCCCAUCAAGCCAAAGCAAUAUCCGUAUGUGGGAAGGUCUGCCAGCAACAUACGGGUGGCCGUGGGUUUCCACCGGGCUCUGCCUGGUUUCCUCCCACCUUAAUGCUGGCAGCUGUCAUGUAAGUGAAAUAUUUUUUAGUAUGGUGUAAAACAUAAAUCAAAUAAUUCACAGCAAUAUCUUUGAGUACCUUUUCUACCUCCACUUUUUUAAUCGGGUGCAAUGGGAGACAACCUAUAACAUUAUGGGAUUGCUCCUGGAGUAAUUAAUCAUGACAUGCUGUACUUGAGUGGAUAUAUGGCUAUACUAUAUAUCUUAGAUUCAGGAUCACAUCCAAGGGAAUAUGUAGAGUGUAUCAGCUAAUACCAAUAUGAGGUGUGUUGUGAGAAAAAGGCAUGACCAUGCCUCAUGUACUGAGGUAAAAUACAAAUUUCAUCUACUAUUAACUGAUGUUUAUAAAAUGGUUACCCUAAUCCUGCAAGCUUUUCAACCGCCUCUGCAACCAAUAUUUUCAAACAUUUUGAGAGGACUAUAGGGUGUAGAGAAAUAAUUUGCACAGUUUUAUGAAGCUUGGAUCUUUAUUGACACGAACAUAUAAUUUUUAGCAGCAUUUUCAUCAUAAUUGUAUGCAUGAAUUCCACAGGAAAAAGUGCUUUAGUGGUUGAAAAUCAAGAAGAUUAAAGUGUUCAAGAAACAACACCUACAAAUUUACACUUCUGGAUGUAAUAGAAAUCCAAAGAUUGAACUAACUGAUGUUCACAAAUACUGUAUUUUUUGUAUUGAAAUGUAUUUUUUUCAUACUAACCUCUUUCAUGUACGUCUUAAUGUUGCUGUCAUAGCACAUGGCUAAUCUCAUUCACAUGUAGUUAGUUGAACUUACAUGCUAAAUAUCUCAAGUGCUCAGGUGUACUCAGGUGUUAUAUAAAAAUAUGUAAAUGAAUUUGAUGUGAAAUGUUUUGACAUUUUUUGUUAUCCCGGCAUGUACUAAAUUUAUAUUGCUUGUAAUUCUCUCAGAGUCAUUAAUUAUUAUUUACUUCAAUUCAUAUAUUAUGGUUACAGUAAAAGUAUUUAUGAAUUUUACAAGCAUAACAUAGUAUAUACAUUCAUAUUGAAUUGGCUCAUUUCUUGUUGAAAAGCUCAAAAGGAGAUCGAGGUUGUGUGUUUGGGAAUGAAGUCAGUUUUGGCAGUCUCCAUUAUCUACAUUUUUUCAUGUAAAAGUAGACAAAAAAAACUGUCAACGAAUGUACAGCUUAUUUGUAUAGCGAUUCAUGAGUAGUUUUUACUAAUUUCUCCAACGUUUAAUGUUACAAGCAUAUUACCUUAAUUUGCAUAGGGGUGCUUUGCUGAAUCAAAGAGUGCCCUUGGUGUCCCAAUUACGCUGUAGCUUGAAGCCAAGACAUUUGUCCGAUACGGAGUGAAGGCCAGCAAGGUGUCUUUUAUAUGGACAUGACAGGUUUUUUUAGUUGGUCAAUGCUGUGAUGGGAAGUGCAGAUAUUUUUGUAGAAGUUAUAUAAAUUUACCAUGAUAAGGAUUGCUUAACAGAAGAUUCUCCUUGCCUUUUACUAAUACUCAGUGAAGUAAAAUGAGCAACUCUAGUAAAGAUUGAAUUUGAAAGACUCAUUGUGAAGGUUGUGAAGGAAAACAGUCUAAUCUGGUUUCCACCAGCAACAAACCUCGCUGCUAUCAGGGGUGAAAUGUUCCAGAAUACUUUGUGGAACCCAACUCAAAUAAAUAAAUAUAUCUGCAAUAAAUUUGAUAUGUCAUGUGCGUUUUGACAUCAGUGAAUAUUGUAAUUUAGUUGUUUUGAAGAUUGUAUGUAACCAUGGAGGUAUGACAUGGAACAUCAAAGGGGAGAUUUCAUUCAGAGUAGAAAGGCACAGUAGGUGUGUCUGGUGGGGUUGCUGGGCUGAUUGGGCGAGUUGUUCCUCCUUUCAUAUAUAGCUCCAUGGUGUAACACUUUAAGCAUCCGGAGAUCACGCGUAAAUUGUUAAGGACAGAAAUGUGUAGUUCAGUCUUCCACCUUUUGAUUGUGCUCCUCUGCAUAUAGUUACAUUGAAUGAAGAUUGUUCAGUUAUAAUAUGUUAACAAGUCUACUGUUGAUAUGACAGUAAUAAUAAUGUUGGAAAGUCUACCAUUCCUCAACUGAACAUAAACACAUAGGCUUUUAACUACCUUUUACAUCUUUACGUUUCUCGUUUCACAAUGCACACACAGUGUUAAUAAUACCUAUUGUGCUGGUUGCCAUCAAAGUUAUGUGCACACAAGGCAACAUGUGCUUUGUGAAAGAGGCCGCUGAUCUGAUUGAUUGUGCAGCUUCUUUCUGUACGUUUAGAACAAAAACUUGAUAAAGGAAGACUCGGCAGUGAAUAAACGACAUUUUAACCUCAUUUAUCCUUCAUUUUGC